CGCCCUAUUUAAUCCCGGCGACUGCAGCAGCGCCGGCUCCCUCCCGGUACCCGCCUCGGCCCCGGGCUUGGAAGCCGCUCCGGGGGCGCCCUUUUGGACAGCGACGCCGUCUACCCAGUGCCCCCGGCCCCAGUCUCCGGAGACCCAGGCUCGCCAGCGCCCAGCCAGGGAGGCUGCCAGGAAGCGCGAUGGGGGCCCCUUUCGCCCUGCCCCUGCUCCUGCUCCUCGCCUGCUCCUGGGCGCCCGGCGGGGCCAAUCUUUCCCAGGACGGCUACUGGCAGGAGCAGGAUUUGGAGCUGGGAACUCUGGCUCCACUGGACGAGGCCCUCAGCUCCACAGUCUGGAGCAACCCUGACCUGCUGGCCAGUCAAGAUAGCCAGCCCUGGACAUCCGAUGAGACCGUGGUGGCUGGCGGCACGGUGGUGCUCAAGUGCCAAGUGAAAGACCAUGAGGACUCAUCCCUGCAGUGGUCUAACCCUGCCCAGCAGACUCUAUAUUUUGGGGAGAAGAGAGCCCUUCGAGAUAACCGGAUUCAGCUGGUUAGCUCCACUCCCCAUGAGCUCAGUAUCAGCAUCAGCAACGUGGCCCUGGCAGACGAGGGCGAGUACACAUGCUCCAUCUUCACUAUGCCUGUGCGAACCGCCAAGUCCCUCGUCACUGUGCUCGGAAUCCCACAGAAGCCCGUAAUCACCGGUUAUAAGUCGUCAUUGCGGGAAAAGGAGACAGCCACUCUCAACUGUCAGUCUUCCGGGAGCAAACCUGCAGCCCAGCUCACCUGGAGGAAAGGUGACCAAGAACUCCAUGGGGAGCAAACACGAGUCCAGGAAGAUCCCAACGGGAAGACCUUCACCGUGAGCAGCUCAGUGUCCUUCCAGGUUACCCGGGAGGACGACGGAGCAAACAUCGUGUGCUCCGUGAACCACGAAUCUCUCAAGGGAGCUGACAGAUCCACCUCUCAGCGCAUUGAAGUUUUGUACACGCCGACAGCCAUGAUUAGGCCGGAACCUGCUCAUCCUCGUGAAGGCCAGAAGCUGUUGUUACACUGUGAGGGGCGUGGCAAUCCAGUCCCCCAGCAGUACCUGUGGGUGAAGGAAGGCAGCGAGCCCCCACUGAAGAUGACCCAAGAAAGCGCUCUCAUCUUCCCCUUCCUGAACAAGAGUGACAGUGGCACCUAUGGGUGCACAGCCACAAGCAACAUGGGCAGCUACACAGCCUACUUCACCCUCAAUGUCAAUGACCCCAGUCCGGUGCCCUCAUCCUCCAGCACCUACCACGCCAUCAUCGGAGGGAUCGUGGCUUUCAUUGUAUUCCUGCUGCUCAUUCUGCUCAUUUUCCUUGGACAUUAUUUGAUCCGGCACAAAGGAACCUACCUGACACACGAAGCGAAGGGCUCCGACGACGCCCCAGAUGCGGAUACAGCCAUCAUCAACGCAGAAGGCGGGCAGUCAGGAGGGGACGACAAGAAGGAGUAUUUCAUCUAGGGGCACCCACACACCUUCUGCGCCCCCCAGGGGCCCCAUGGGGACUGCUGGGCUGUCACCAACCUGGACUUGUACAGAGCGACCCCAGGGCCGCCCCUCCCGCUUGCUCCCUGGCCCACCCAGCCCCCUGUACAGAAUGUCUGCUUUGGGUGCGGUUUUGUACUCGGUUUGGAAUGGGGGGGGAGGAGGGCGGGGGGGAAGGGUGGGUUGCCCUCAGCCCUUUCCGUGGCUUCUCUGCGUUUGGGUUAUUAUUAUUUUUGUAACAAUCCCAAAUCAAAUCCGUGUCCAAGGCUGGAGAGGCAGGGGCCAUGGGGCUGAGGAGAGCAACAAACCGGCAAUGUUCAGAGAAGGAAGUUGGAGGGAUUAGAAAUGAAUGAGGAGUAGCGCUGGUUUGGAGGGUGGGGACCUUAACACAGCCCUCCUUCCAUUCUCGCAACAAAUCAGCCUCCCGGGUGGCUCCAAGGAACCUGGGAAUGGAAGUAGGAGCUUGUGGCGGCUCUUCCUCUGCCAGCCAUGUACUACAGACAGGGAGACAGGUAUUAUUGGAGUGACCAACCUCUUCCAUUACGUAAGAAAGGACUGAGUAGGAGAGUCUUCAAGAAGAUGUGACCUGAAGACAGCAUGCGGCCACACAGGGAUCCUGGGCUUCAACAUGUCCCUCUCAGAGAGAGUAGAUUUCAAGGGAGAGAGGAUUGUGGAAAUGGCCCUAUCCACCCAUUGCCCUGACAUGAUGAACCAAGCUAGGCUCUUUUAAUCUGCCCUUGGGGGACAGUAUAGCUCAGCUUUCUCUCCUAGCUCCAGCAGCUGUGGAAAGAGGCAGCGGUGAGCCUGAACAAGUGUCUGCUGCCCCCACCAUGGAGGGGCCCAAAACUCUUACCCAAGACCCUGGACUGUUGCACGGCAACCGCAUUGCUCGGCAACUCCUCCUCCUCCACCCUGUGUCACCCUGUGCCCUUUCCUGCUCCCUGUGCCAGCCCUCAGUCCCUCCUCCCUCAGCAGCCAGGCAGACAUGACAACAAAAUUACUAAAAGGAGCUUCACUGCA
Messenger RNA from Psammomys obesus (fat sand rat), 2525 nucleotides. It is a transcript of the gene Cadm3, whose product is annotated as cell adhesion molecule 3. Bases 189 to 1481 code for a protein of 430 amino acids. The record is from RefSeq and is a predicted model, not a curated record. The transcript has 10 exons. Lineage: Eukaryota; Metazoa; Chordata; Mammalia; Rodentia; Muridae. Gene Ontology annotation, biological process: homophilic cell-cell adhesion. Gene Ontology annotation, cellular component: presynaptic membrane.